Molecule: messenger RNA, 1617 nt
Organism: Penicillium taxi
Lineage: Eukaryota; Fungi; Ascomycota; Eurotiomycetes; Eurotiales; Aspergillaceae
Gene: sreA
Product: siderophore transcription factor SreA
Exons: 2
Coding region: 1-1617 (538 amino acids)
Biological process (GO): positive regulation of transcription by RNA polymerase II; negative regulation of transcription by RNA polymerase II
Molecular function (GO): DNA-binding transcription factor activity, RNA polymerase II-specific; RNA polymerase II cis-regulatory region sequence-specific DNA binding; zinc ion binding
Source: RefSeq, a predicted model, not a curated record
AUGCUAGCAUCCAUCACAAUGGAAAUGGUGCGCUCUUUCCCCCAGAACUCCAGUGCUUCGAUACGCCAACCUUCAGCGGAGGAUCUAGACGCUGCCCAGCAGCUGAUUUCGUCUUCGCAGGCGGGUCGCGAACAUUCAACAGAUCAUUCUGGUGAUUAUGCACCGAUCAAGGCAUCACAAAGCCCUGUAUCAAGGUAUGGUACCUUGCCUGAUGGUGGGUAUCAACUCCUACGUCGCGAUAAGACGUCUCCCAAGACGACUCAAAAAGAUGCACCCUUCCUGGGACAUUCGUGCAGUAAUUGCGGCACAAAAAAUACACCUCUUUGGCGUAGGUCUCCAACUGGUGCGAUGAUCUGCAACGCUUGUGGACUUUAUCUGAAGGCUCGCAACGUCGCCCGUCCUACAAAACGAACUCGUGCACACCAAAGUACCAGUGCUCCUGACAAGGCGGCGGCCACUCCUUCUCCCCAUGAUUACAAGAAAGUGACAACGGGUGGCGGUGGUUGUGGAGGGUCUUGUCCGGGUAAUGGAAGUUGCAAUGGUACUGGCGGUGCUGAGGGGUGUGAUGGCUGUCCGGCGUACAACAACCGCAUCUUUAAGCCUGCCCUGGCUCCUCACCCCCCUUCGUGGAGUAGUCGCACUUCUCCGGUUGAAAAUGACACAGCUCUUCCCACAGAGCCUGAGGCACCGAGUAAACCUACAACUGAUGCAAAUGGCACGCUGGUCGCAUGCCAGAAUUGCGGCACGACUGUCACUCCUCUCUGGCGACGUGAUGAGCACGGUCAUCCCAUUUGCAAUGCUUGUGGCCUUUAUUAUAAGCUUCACGGCUGCUAUCGUCCGACAAACAUGAAAAAGUCUAUCAUAAAGCGUCGCAAACGUGUUGUUCCAGCGCUUCGCGACCAUUCCCCGACAGCCACUACCCAUUCGUCCAACGGUUCGUCCGUCUCCCCCGAGACAUCUCCUGCCGCGCUUGCCUACCAUGACGAUCACCAACGCUACAUGAGCAAUGAGCCAGCGGAUCCUGAUCAUUCGAUGCCUGGUUGGGGUUUGCACGAGGAAGCACCACGACUUGCAUUCGCCCCUCCUCCAGUUGAUUUCACCGACUUCUACACCACCCCUGCUCCUGCGCACCACCACCCGUUUCCGAAACUGCUGGAACCGGAAAGAUUGGCCCACUCGCCAGUUUCUCAGCAUGGACGGAGAUCGGUGUCUCCAAAUUCUCUUGGCCUUCCUAAGAAAAGAACCCUCGCUGAGACUACGGCAGAAGGCAUGCCCACCCCAAACAGCUUGGAAUCCGAAUCCAAUCACCUUCCGCCUAUCAUGUCCUCGCUCAAUCAUACACCUCCGGGCCGUUUGAGCUCGAUCUCCUCCAUCUUGAAUCAGACAGAUAACCGUGGCUUGAAUCAAGCCGACGGCCGUGCCAACUUCCAGGGACACCAACCAUCUUAUGCCUCUCCUCUUUCUACAACCACUCAAUCGCAGGCGCUUCCAGGCAUAAUGAUUCAUUCUUAUGCUGAUACCGCAGCAGAACGACGUGCCAAGCUGCAACGUGAAGCCGAGCAAAUGCGGGAAGCACUUCGCGCCAAGGAGCGUGAACUGGCCGAAAUCAACCUCUAG